CAUAUACAAAAGAGUUCCGUUAUGAAACUUGUUGCACAACGUGAAUUUGAAGGAUUUUAAAGGAUAAAUCCUAUGCAUUAGAGCCAUGUCUCGUUGCGUUUUAUCGAAAUGUUAUCACUGUUUAAGGAAAAAUGUAAUACCCACAAAUAAAACAAUUACAGAAAAAUUGUAUAGACAAGUUAGGACUGGACAGUUUUUGAGGAUACCACCAUGUGAGUCAACAGCUCUAUUAUCUGUCAGACAUCAGGACCAGUCCAUGAUGAAAGCUGCUGCCAUUAAAUCUCUCUUCCUUAUCACUCAGACCCAGCAUAGAAAGAUGUCAGAUAUUGCAGAAAAGAGUAUAGAACCUUCUGUUGGCAGUAGAUGGUUGGAGAAAGUAAAGGCAUUCCUCACAAAGACUGAUAACCCAACCAAGCUACCUAUACGGCAUUUACAAGCUGCAGGAUCAAUUUUAAUCCUGUCUAUCUCAGAUUAUGUCUCCUAUGAGGAACUCCUACACAUUUGUAAUCUAGACGACACAUUUUAUUCUUUCUACAAAUUACUGGAGCUUCACACAUGGAUGGUAUUACAUCGGCUGCGACAGGAAGGAAAUGAUGGACUAGUCGCUGGGAUGGCUUUCGUAGACGCCAUGUGGAGGGACAUUGAACCUCGACUUAAAAUUGCUGGGGCCCAAAUGUCUCAGAAGACGGACGGCCUGUAUUACCUUAACAAUCACUUCAAUUCUGCUGUUGUUGCUUAUGAUGAGGCUUUGUUGGUCAAUGAUGAUAAAGCAAUGGCUCAUGCGCUGUGGUUGAAUGUUUUUGAUGGCAGGGACUGUGAUCCUCGAAAUCUAGAACUUUUGUUGGCCUAUACCAGGAAACAGAUGCAGCAUCUUCAUAAAAUUGAGUCUAAACUCUUCCUGAAUGGACAGAAAAUCGAAUUUUUACCUAUAGAAUUUGAUGAUGGGGAUAAACAGAUAAAAAGACGUCCAAAGAAAGAGUACCAUAUACCAAGGCCCAAAAAGAGCACGUCCAUCAUAGACUGAAGACACUGACCCUGCCCUCAUGACCUCAGUGUGGCCUUGACCCAAACCCCAUUAGGAAUACACUUCCAUCUGACAUUUGUGACAGUAACACAGCUGACUUUGGCAAGAUUUGUCUUUCAACACUUAUUUAUUGCAUGUAUCUAGGUCACUGCAUUUGUCUGUGUUGGACAGAAGGUACAGAUAGUUCUAAAUUGAUAUGUUAAAAUAAAAGUAUUAUAAAAUGAA
Messenger RNA from Magallana angulata, 1249 nucleotides. Its product is annotated as ubiquinol-cytochrome-c reductase complex assembly factor 1-like. The transcript has 10 exons. NCBI's taxonomy places the organism in Eukaryota, Metazoa, Mollusca, Bivalvia, Ostreida, Ostreidae. The record is from RefSeq and is a predicted model, not a curated record. Gene Ontology annotation, biological process: mitochondrial respiratory chain complex III assembly. Gene Ontology annotation, cellular component: mitochondrion. The coding region runs from base 86 to 1024 and encodes 312 amino acids.